UGGAGAGUCCGGGGACUUUUGACUCCGUAGUUUAGCAUCUCCGCACUUGUUGUACGGCCGUAACUUGCUUCGUUGAUACUAAUAUAUUUGUUUCUUCUGUGCUUUCUGUUUGAUUUUAUUUUCUGCAUAUACCCUUUCCUUACAUGCAGUUUAGCAGACGUUGUGCCGAUAGAUAUAGACAAUGGCUCUCCCCAAAUCAGAUUAUCUCAGCAACAUCUGGAAAGACGAUUUAUUCAAGAAUAAAGUAGUCUUCUGUACCGGCGGCGGAGGUACAAUAUGCAGCGCCCAAGUCCGCGCUCUCGUCCACCUAGGCGCCAACGCAUGUAUCGUCGGUCGCAACGUCGCCAAAACCGAAAAGAUGGCCCAGAGUAUUGCGACUGCUCGACCGAGUGCGAAGGUUAUUGGUGUGGGUGCGACGGACGUUCGCAAUUUUGACAGUUUGAAGGCUGCUGUUGAUCGUUGUGUCAGCGAGUUGGGUGGGAUUGAUUUUGUGAUUGCUGGUGCCGCGGGAAAUUUCCUUGCGUCGAUUAAUCAGCUCUCUGUCAACGGCUUCAAGACGGUAAUGGAUAUCGAUGUGCUCGGUUCGUACAAUACGGCCAAGGCGACGCUUCCGUAUCUACAGGAGUCUGCAGCGAAACAUAAGGUCGACUCCAAGACUUUGCAACCAUCUUCCCUCGGUACAGGAGGACGUAUCAUCUUCGUCAGCGCAACAAUGCAUUAUACAGGAAUGAUCUUCCAGACACACGUCUCCGUCGCCAAAGCAGGUGUGGACGCUUUAUCGAAUAAUAUUGCGCUUGAAUUCGGACCGUUGGGCAUUACUUCGAAUAUCAUCGCUCCGGGACCAAUUGCAAAUACGGAGGGCGUCGAGCGCCUUUUACCAAGUGACUCUAAAGAGGAAUCGUGGAAAUCGCAACCCCUAGGUCGAUACGGAUCAAUAAGAGAUAUUGCUGAUGCCACUGUAUAUCUCUUUUCUGAUGCUGGCAGUUAUGUGAACGGACAUGCGUUGGUUGUGGACGGAGCUUCGUGGCGCAUGCCUGCUGCGUCGAUUGGCGCCAAUCUCAAAUACCCUGAUUUCCUUUUGUCUGGUGAUAUCGUGGCCAAUGUCAAGGGACAGAAGAAGUCCAAGCUGUGAUGCAUCUGAUAGUA
Talaromyces stipitatus ATCC 10500 is the source of this 1146-nucleotide messenger RNA. RefSeq names its product oxidoreductase, short-chain dehydrogenase/reductase family. NCBI's taxonomy places the organism in Eukaryota, Fungi, Ascomycota, Eurotiomycetes, Eurotiales, Trichocomaceae. Gene Ontology annotation, molecular function: 2,4-dienoyl-CoA reductase (NADPH) activity. The transcript has 7 exons. The coding region runs from base 182 to 1132 and encodes 316 amino acids. Gene Ontology annotation, biological process: fatty acid catabolic process. The record is from RefSeq and is a predicted model, not a curated record.